This is a messenger RNA of Bombus pascuorum, 3757 nucleotides long. RefSeq lists its product as uncharacterized. The transcript has 2 exons. NCBI's taxonomy places the organism in Eukaryota, Metazoa, Arthropoda, Insecta, Hymenoptera, Apidae. Bases 1549 to 3153 code for a protein of 534 amino acids. The record is from RefSeq and is a predicted model, not a curated record. Gene Ontology annotation, molecular function: protein dimerization activity; DNA-binding transcription factor activity.
GGUUUCCGCUAAACACUGAAGAGAGAUUCUCGGUCGUAAACGGUGGCCGACAAACCGGAGUCUCGUAGGCUCGCGUUUCUUUCGCAUGCGUAGCACCGCGACACCGGCGCGGCAUUACGAUCCGCCGCGGGUGGUUGACUCGAAAUCGAGUCGACGAUGUUUGAAACAUUUGCGCGGCAACGAAGAUCGAGUGCGAGAGAGGAGGAAGGAAUCGAAGGAGCGCAAAAGGAAAGGCACGAGACGGCCACGAGAAGGGAAGAAAGAGCGAGACCGGUGUGAUGAGGUGAGGCAUGGGGCAGAAAGGAGAAGAGAGGAGAGGAGAGGCCGGGAAGAAAGAUGGACGGCGCGGCAUGGCGCGACACGACGCACGGAGAAACCGAGUCAAACUCUCGGCCGGCUGGCGCCGUUCUGUCGGCCCCCGCUGCCUCUUGCCGCCAACAAUGCGCGCCGUACACCUCUUCCCCGUUUGUUUCGCCUGCCAUCGUCACCAACGUCAGCGCCAACACCAGUACCUGUAGUACCGACACCAGCACCGUGACAUCGCUGUUCCUACUACCACCAUCGCUCAUCGUCGUCGACGAUAACGCUACUAGUGUGGGAUACUCCUUAUAGCGAGAUGCUUGACCCCGUUGAAUCGCAAACUGAAUACCGUGCUCGAAACUCAUCCGUGUCGUGUGAUCCGAUCGAGUUUCCAAGCGCGGCGAGACGAUGCUUACUCGACUUUCGGGCGCCUCCGCGCGCCAGUAUUGGUGCUAAAGUCGAUACACGCGAUACAUUCUCGGACGGAGCAAAGUGGUGCGGAGGCUGAAAAAGGAACAACGUCCGGUGCGUUGGUAGUGGUGAUGGUAUCCGUAGAAUCGAUGGUAUCGAUACCAGUGGUGGUGUGCAAUGGAAAUGGUAGUGGUAGUGGUAGUGGUAGUGUAGUAGUAGUAGUAGUAGUAGUAGUAGUAGUGGUAGUGGUGGUAACGUUAGAGGCAGCAAAGUCACUGCAGGCAGACCAGUUGGGACUCCAUCGUACGCGCGUGAGAUGAAAGAGGCUCGAACGCACGAGGAGAGUUAGUACGUCGUCGACCGCGCUCGAGUAAGGACGCGUUUUGCUAUAGCAGUUGUCUUUUUCGGUUUUUGGACUCGAACCAACUUCGUACCAACGUACGCGAAUAAAAUCGUGAUCGUGAUUUUCUUUUUUCCUCCGUGAUUUCCAUAUCUUUCGAUGGUUGUUCGUAAGAACGCGACGAAAUUUGAGCGCACAGACUCGUAGAAAGUGUUGGAAGAAGAGAAAGAAAGCGAAAGCGAUAGCGGGAAAACUUAAGAAGGAAGAGAGAAGAAGCUGUUGAAGCAACGAGGCGAGGGAAGAAAGACGCGAAGCGUGCAACGCGAUUACGCGCUAACCCGUGUACCUAUUCGCGGCACGUGCUCGUAGGAUCCACUACAAAAAAAAAAAGUAGUGCAUGAACGGGUGAAGUAAUGCGCGUGUGGUGAUCAAGAACAAAGAAGACGGUGCUCAACGUGCGCACUAACGCGCCUUCGUGUCUCCAAUUAGCCAUCAAAAUGACCAAUCACGUUGUGGAAUCAGCCUCCGAAUUGUCGGCUUUGAUGAAAGUCGGUGUGAUGUCCAGCUCCGACAGGGAUGCCGGCUUCUGUAGCGGCGGAGACGAGGACGACAUAUCCGACCUACGCUCGCCAAGCGCCUCGGAAGAUAGCCUAGAAGUGCAAGUAACGCCGAUAUCGUUAAAAAAUAAAAGAAAGUUGGCGGAACCACGGAAAAUUCACGAACCAAACCCAGCACCGUUGAAAAAACGAAGGUUCCAACGGAUCGAGGAAGAGAUCGUACCGGACGAGGAGUCGACCAGAACGCUUCGAUCACCGAGCCCGUUUCGACCAUGGAGCUAUACCAGCAACAAGAGCAUCGAUGCGAAACUUUCUUUACCGAUUACAACCGCAGAGAGAUCUACGGCUAACCAACCAACAACCUGUGUUUUUUCCUUGCUAACGAACGUGCCAUCGCCAACGAUUCACGUUUCAAAUCGAAUCAACCAUCAUCAUCAUCAUCAUCAUCACCAUCACCAUCAUCAUCGUCACCGACACCACCAACGUUAUUGUCAAACCAACGAGCGUGAUCGCGGCAACGGUAACGACAACGUUCGACAAGGUAAUUCGGAUCGUAGCCAGGAUUCCGACGACGGUGAUACGUGCGAAGACACCAAAGAGUCGCAAAGUCGAGACAGUUCACCCAACGGAGUACGACAGUCGACGCAAACGCGUACACCUCGAGCUGAAAAGCGAGAACUAUCUCGUCAAAAAUUUGACAACGCUACCACCUCGUGUGCAAUUUCUACGUCCGAUACGGCCAUAGCAUCAUCGCCUAUGACACUGUCUCCGAUCGCGCUUCCAAGACUGCAAGAGGAACCUCUGUCACUGGUGCUGAGAGGCGAUGUAACCGCCAGAGUACCUUCGCAUCCAGCGGUAAACGGUAACUACGAGAAAACCUGCUCGUAUCCCGUAGAACGUACGAACGUUUUGACCGCCUCGUCAUUGUCUUCGUCUCUGUUAUCGUCGUCGUCGUCGUCGUCGUCGUCCUCAUCGUCUUCGUCGUUGUCCUCAACGUCGUCUUCGUCUUCUACCUCCUCUUCGUCGUCGUUAUCAUCGGCAUCGUCCUCGUCGUCGUCGUCUUCAUCUCAGUCGUCUCACCAUCAACAAAUUCAUCGAUCCUGCUCGAGCAACGGUAAUUCUUGCUCGACGACAGGGACAACGGCCGCAAUGAUAACAACGGUGGUAAGCACACCGACGACUACGAUGACAAACGUGCAGAGUAGUCAGACGAGGCAACAUCCAACAGCGGGACAACAGAGAAACUAUAAAAACAUGACACGCGAAAGGAGAAUAGAAGCAAACGCCAGAGAACGGACAAGGGUGCAUACUAUAAGCGCUGCAUUCGAUACGCUUAGGCGUGCUAUACCCGCGUAUUCCCACAAUCAAAAGCUGUCGAAGCUAUCCGUGUUAAGGAUCGCGUGUAGUUACAUCAUGACGCUGGGGAAGAUCGUCGAUACUGCGGAAGGCGAGACGACCAACGGCGCCUCGUUGGGAGCUUGCGUGGAUCUUGUAUCUAAAACUAUUCAGACAGAGGGCAAGCUUAGAAAGAGAAAAGAAGACUGAGCUCCACGUACGCUUUGAAAUUCGAAAAUAUACGCAAGACAAUAUGUAUGUAUAUUAUUGUAUAUGUAUACGUAUAAUGAACGUUGACCAUCAGCGAAUGAACCCACCGAUCGUUAAAAAUUCAAAUGACGAUAGUAGAUGACUAAAUACCCUUCAACGAAGAAAUUCCUUUCCCGUCCGUCGAAUCAGCGAUUGGAUGAAAUCGUUUCGAUCUCGGAUGUCAAAUUUUUCGUUUGUUCGUUCGAGUCGUGAAUCAUCGAUGGUUAACCGAUAAACGAUGACUAUGAUGGUAGUAACCAUAAAUAGUGAAUAAUAUGUAUAGUAGAACCGAUUGCGGAAAGCAAGAAUACGCGAUCCCGAAUCGAGAGUCGGGUGUGAAACGUCGAAGCCAGGCGUAUAAUAAAACGUUGCGCAGUAUAAAAAUAGCUUUUCACGUUAUUUCGACAAAACGCGCAUUUACGAUGCGAACAAUGCGUGUGCGUUUCGAUGGAGCGCGUGAAAUCGUACAAUUUUACGUUGUAAGACUACCACGAGCCUGUGCAUACGUUCGUAUUUACUUCUAUCGAGAUUCGAAUAAAUAAAACGAAAAACAAACGUAAACAAA